Camponotus floridanus (Florida carpenter ant) is the source of this 4590-nucleotide messenger RNA. Its product is annotated as protein PFC0760c. NCBI's taxonomy places the organism in Eukaryota, Metazoa, Arthropoda, Insecta, Hymenoptera, Formicidae. The record is from RefSeq and is a predicted model, not a curated record.
CAUUUUACUUCAGUUCAAUUGAAAAGAACAAACCUAUUGUAUGUAUCUGUCAUUAUGUUUUCUUCACGAAACGAUCCCUGAGCCAUUUUUGGUUUGCUUGUAGGAGAAGUUGAAGUGUGUAAUGAUAUCAUUGCGUUUUACAUGUUUUAACUUGCAUGGAGUGAAAUUCGGCUUAUCGGAAAAGUGUGAUUCGUGAAUAGAAUAGAAGUAACUAUGCUGGGUCAGGUUGUACGCGAGAACAUCCGCGAAGAGGCUCAAGAAAUAAAGAGGCUUCUGUCUAUCAAGAACAUCGAUGUCGACGAAACCGUGGUAUGCGAGCUUAUGGAAAGCUUGGAUCCCAAUCACGAAGUAAAUAGGACGAAGUAUAUUAUUGACAUGAUCAUGGGUAAUCGGAAUUUUAAUUCACAAGCAUCUUCAGACAAGGCAGAACAAUCUGUCGAGAUGCUGUCUCAGGAUAAUAAUACCAAGGAAUUUUCUAAACACAACAUAUACAAUAUUUCGACCGAGAGCGCAACAAUUGAUGUUUCGGAUUCCGAGGACGAUACAGAUUAUUAUUAUUCCUCCAAUUACGACGAUAAUUCAAUUAUCGAAACGUCAACUACUACUACCUCUUCAACAAGUACCGUUUUCGAUACCGCUUUGGAAACCAGCAACACUAGCAACACUAGCAAUAACAGCCCAAUCACAAAGAGUUGCGUAAAAGUUGAUCAAAGUGAGAUAGAAUUUUUAGAAGCUGAAAUAGAAUUUUUAGAAGAGAAUAAUAAUAAUAAUGAUGUGAUUUAUAUGAAGAGUGUUACCUAUGAGAAAAAUAGAUUCUCUGAAAGUCCAAAACCAGGUUGCAGUAAGGAUUCGGAUGAUAGAUCUCAAAGUUUUGAGGAUUAUUGCCACUCGUGUGACUUCAAUGAAUUGCAAAUAGAUGCGAAACAAAUACAUAGUGUUUUACCAAAUAUUGAUUAUGAUUUAAUCUGUAAAACGCUUUGUAAUAACCAGUUAGCAAAGAAUCGUAUUGAGCUUACAUUGUGGGAUUUGUUACAGAAGGAAAGACCGAGUCCUCAAUUAGCGAAAAACAAACGAAAAUACAUGCCUUAUGAAAUAUAUUGUAUGAAGAAUAAGAGAAAUUCUGAUAUUUUACCAGAGAAAAAUACAAAAGAUACAAAAAUAGUUUUAGAAAAGAAAAAACAAGCAUGUGCAGAAAACAAAACAAAAAUUAUAGAUGUUGAGCUAACAAAUAGAGAGCCUAUGUUGUUAGUAAAUGAGACUGAUAAAAUGGAAAUAGAUAUAACAGAGGGUAUAACAACUAUAAAUGAUAACGUGAAUAAUACAGAUGAUACAAAUAAUGCACGUGAUGAUAGGAAUAAUGAUGAGGUGAAUAAUACAAACAAUGAUGCAAAUAAUACAAACAAUGAUGCGAAUAAUAUAAACAAUGAUGUGAAUAAUAUGUACGAUGAUGCAAAUAAUACAAAUAACGAAACAAAGAAUGACCAAAUGGCUGCGACACCGGAAACAAAUACGGUUUGUUUGAAUACUAAUUGGUCCACUAAUGACGUUAAUAUGGAUAAAGAUAAUUUGGAGAAAUUAGAUCCAUCAAGAAGAGUGAAGAAGUCUAAGAAUAAACAUGCAGCAUUAAUUCAACUUCUUCAUGAAAAAAUGGUAAAUGAUAGGAAAAUGGUAAAUGAUAGGAAAAAUAGGGCAAAGAAUUUGGAAAUAAAUGAUGGGACAAUGCAAAAUCAUGAGGCAGUUGAUUAUAGAUUACCACAUAAGAUAGAAAUGGACAACAUGCACUCUGCAAUUUCAGCUUCGAUGCCAAGCACUUCUGCGUCAUGCACACAGCAGAAAGUGCCUUUAUUGAGACCAGCGAGAUUUACAGGAGGAUCUGUCAUAUUUCCAUCAUUCUAUUCACCGGUUCCCAUUUUAAGUCCGCCAAAAUUACAUAUAUUAAAUCCAUUGCAGCUGAUAGCGGAUAUGCAAACUGAUCUUAAGCAUCCCAAUAAAUCAGUGAAAGCUACGAAGACUGAGGAAAAGAGAGGAAAAUUGUAUGAACCUGUACCAAUGGGACAUGUGCCAUCUUCUGCCCAAUUAUCGAAGUUUACAACGAACAACACGUCGCUUCAUACACAAGAUGAAAUAGCUACCUUUGACAAAAUCCUAAACUGCCAUUUAAAAAAAGAUCGUAGUAACGAGGAAAGCAGUAAUUCCAGACGACAAAACGAUAUGGAUGUGCAUGGAGUUUAUCAUACGAAAGGACAAAAGGAAAAAGAGGAUUUUAUGUCGUCAAUCGGUAUGGAAACAAAUAAGGAGAAGCAGAGCAGUCCAACGAAUAAUACUGGAGAAAUAAUAUUAAACGAGAAAGCUCGUAACCUAUAUUACAGAUUGAUACCGAUGUUCCCGUCCGUAAAUACCGUUUACAUUAAACGAAUAUGCCAAAGAUAUGUUACAGAUCCAAAAUACCUAGGUUAUAAUGAAUCAGUAUCGUUGCAACAUUUAGUUGAACAUUUGCUUGAGCAUGGUCAAAAAUAUCCAUUUAAAAAGCCAGACCCAUUGCCAUUGGAAAAUAAUUCCAAUACUUACACUCUGAACGAGCAAUAUGCCGAUUUAUUAGGAAUAUUCCCGGAGGCAGAUCCUACGUAUUUGAGAAAAGUAGCCGAGGAGAACUAUAAAGAUCCUGAGAAAAUAAAAGAAUACGUUCAGUCACAAUUGGAAAAUCCAAGUUAUCCAACAAGAGCGCAAGCUUUGGCUAGGAAGAAGAUUACUGAUCAACAAAAACAGUAUACUUCAGAUUUCAAAAUAGAACAAUUCUUAGAACUGUUCCCAGAUCCAUUUUCUCAUUUUGAAAAUUCAAGCAGACAGUGCAAAUUUAAUCCGCAUGCAGUGGAUUUUUUAAAACAAUAUUUCAGUAAAAUUAGGGUAAAUACAUUAUUGUAUACAUAUACUGAGCAUCAACAUAAUUUAAGUUUAACUGCUAAAGCUUUAGAAGCUUUGAGUCCUGAUAUGAAAAGUAAGCGAGCUCAUAAUAAAAUAAUGCUAACAGAAGAUAUACCGCUUUUACAAGAAUGUGCUUUUAUACAACAUAAAGUGGCGCUUAAAAAGUACCUGACCGAAUUGAAAGAUCAAGAGGAAAAAGAGUUUCAGGAACUUAAAGCAAAGAAUGAGUUGAUUGAAUGCCAAUGUUGUUAUGACAACGAGUGUAUGCCAUCAAAAUGUUCUACAUGCGAGGACGGACAUAUAUUUUGUAACACAUGUAUCAUAAAAAGUACAGAAUUGACAUUGGCAAACGGCAAGACGCAUGUUGAUUGUUUAUUAAACUGUGGCAAUGAAUUUUCAUUGUCCAUACUGCAGAAAAUAUUACCGCCAACAAAAUUCAGUAUUCUUCUUUGCAAACGACAAGAAGCGGAAGUAAUGGCCGCUGGUUUAGAAGGCUUGGUAUCAUGUCCAUUUUGUCACUUUGCAUCUAUACCGCCGCUUGAGGAUAAGGUGUUUAGGUGUCUAAAUCCUAACUGCAUGAAAGAAUCGUGUCGAUUAUGUAAGGAACUCAAUCAUAUACCUCUGAAAUGCGACGAAUUGAAAUCAGACGUUGCGCGUCUAUAUUUAGAAGAAAAAAUGACCGAAGCUCUUGUACGGAAAUGCUAUAAAUGCGGACGAACAUUUUUCAAGGAAGAAGGUUGCAAUAAGAUGACCUGUUUAUGUGGUGCUCAAAUGUGUUACAUUUGCGAUAAACCAGUAAUCGACUAUAAGCACUUUCAAGGUCAAGGAGUUCAAGAUUCAAAUCUCUGUCCACUAUGGAGCGAUGAUCGUCGUAUAUGGUCGUUGUAUGCAUGUAUUGCGAAUGUCGAUAUGUCUAUGAAUAAAAUAAAGAAAAACCUAAGUCAUAUAAACGUCGCUGCUCUUUUACCGAAGCUACCGCCUAAAGCAAAAGGCCCUCAUGAAGAUAUUGCUUUUGCUAAUGCAGUGCCGGCCCAUGCUGAAAGAGUUGCAAGACACAAUCCAUGACUCCCAACUUUAUUCUAAUGUUAAUUUUUAAAAAGAUGUUUAUGUCGAUGCAUUUAGUUUGAUAUAUCUAUAUUCGUUAUUAUUAGAAAGCAUUUCUUUUAAAUAAUAAUUUAUAAAUCUCUUUACAAUUCACAAAUCACUCUUAUUUUAUCGUUACAAUUAUAGAUGAUUGCAUGAUAUUUUUUGGAUUAAAAGCUCUUACUAGUCCUACGCAAUUACAUGUUUAUUGAUUACAUGUUUAUGAUGUAAAAUUACAAGAGUGCAAGUAUAAAAAGUGAUAAGAGAUACAAAUGUACUACAAAUGUCAUACAAUUCACAAAUUGAGGGAUUGAAUGCAAUAAGAAUCUAAAUAGCUUUAUACAGUUUUGUGAAAGAAGUUUCGAGUUUGGAACUCUAGAAUAAAUUGAAAGAGAAAAGCAAAAGAAUGAAUAAAAAAAAAUAAAUUUUAAUUUUAUGAUUAUAUAUAAUAUUCAGAGUUAUGCAAAGCAGGAUUAGUUAACUCUUACAUUGUUAUUGUACAUGCAAUUCCUCGAUUUAUUUUAUAAGUUGAGAAUACAAAUAGGAUAAAGAGUAAGAAAUAGGAGAAGAAAUUUUAAUCUUUUA